AUGUUUAUAUUUCCUGUUAUAUUAUCGGACGAUAGGAUACUAGUACUUAAAAUGGAAUUACCGUUCGAUCCAUUUCUUUCGCCAAUUUAUGAGACCGUUUGUACAGUACAACUUAUAGAGGAAAUUGCAUUUGCCGCUACGUCUGGUAUGCUCAAUGCCGUAAUCGUGACUAUGAUAUUACACGUAGGUGGUCAGAUAGAUGUGAUGUGUCAAGAAAUAAAGGACAUGUUCGAUCAAUUUCAAAAGGACGAAACGUCGCGUUUGAAAACGUUGAAAUAUUUGAUAGUUAAACACGAUAGAAUAAUAUUGUUUUCGAAUUAUAUAGAGGACAUGUUCACUUAUAUAGCCUUGUUACAAUUUUUUUCCAACACCAUGGCCAUAUGUUUCUCAGGAUUCGUCAUAAUGAUCUCUAUGGACACCGACGAGGCCAGUGCUAUAUUAGGAAAAACUGUUCCAUAUUACGUGAUAAUUAACAUCGAAGCUUUCAUUCUCUGUUAUAUCGGCGAAUACCUCAGUUCAAAGAGUCUAACUAUCGCAGUAGCAGCAUACAAUUUUCAAUGGUACGAAUUGAAUUCUAAAGAGAAUAGAUAUAUUUUGUUACUGAUACUUCGAGGACAAAAGAAAUUGACCAUCACGGUUGGCAAGUUUUUGGAUUUGUCUCUGGAAAGUUUUGCCAGUAUCUUGAAAGCAUCGGCAUCUUAUGGAUCGGUAUUACACGCGAUGUAUUAAACACUGUAAGAAUUUAAAUCUAGUGUAAUAAAGAUUUAUCGUAUAUACGAAGUAGUGUAAAACGACGAUUAGAGAUUGACGUGAUCGAC
Molecule: messenger RNA, 818 nt
Organism: Vespula pensylvanica (western yellowjacket)
Lineage: Eukaryota; Metazoa; Arthropoda; Insecta; Hymenoptera; Vespidae
Product: odorant receptor 4-like
Exons: 5
Coding region: 1-729 (242 amino acids)
Biological process (GO): detection of chemical stimulus involved in sensory perception of smell; sensory perception of smell
Cellular component (GO): plasma membrane
Molecular function (GO): odorant binding; olfactory receptor activity
Source: RefSeq, a predicted model, not a curated record